GUUCAAGAAGAUGAUGAAUCGCACCAAGUUCGGUAUGGAUGCCGAGGAUGACAUCUACACAGAGGAGUGGGGUCUUGGGCUGCCGUACUUCGAGGGCAAGCCGGUCCCACUUAGGGCGCAGAAGGUCUCCAAGGAGAAGCAGCUUCAGAGGCACAUCCAGGCGCAGAAGCGACAGCGCGCAGCAGCCUCCGCAGGCAACGAGAGCGGACUCUCCAGUUCCCUGGCGUUCACGCCGGUGCAGGGUAUCGAGCUGGCGAACCCGAGCGCUCAGCGGAAGGCUCCGGAUGUUGGCGAGAAAUACUUCUCGAACUCCGCAGGCUUCGUCAACUUGGCGACACCCGUGCGCGGCUGA
This is a messenger RNA of Symbiodinium sp. CCMP2456, 352 nucleotides long. The record is from the annotation of a GenBank genome assembly. NCBI's taxonomy places the organism in Eukaryota, Dinophyceae, Suessiales, Symbiodiniaceae.